AGAGAGGAAGCUUACAAUCCAAAUCAGGAAAUCACACCUAGCUAGCUAGCUUAGUAGCUCCAACAAAGACCAGAUCACACUCCCAGACAACCAGACGCUCGAAAGUACCAGUCCAAGAUAACAAAAUGGAUAGUGACCAGCCCCAGCCCAGGCGUCGGGGACGUCCAAGACGGGACGCCUUCAUCGGUCCACAAAAUAGGCCUGCAAUAUGGGGUGAUCCGAACCUCCCACGUCGUCAGACUCGUGCUCAGCGUGAGCGUCUUCAAGAAUUGGCCAAUGGCAACAUACCCCAUUACGAGCUUGGAGAGGAUGGUCGGCAACGGCUGUUGAACAGAGACCAGAUUCGUGCUCAGAACCUCCAACAGCUGGAAAACGGGAACAUCCCGCAAAUAGAAAUAGGGGAUAACGAAGAGGUACAUGUGUUGAAUGCAGAGCAAGCCGGGCAACCAGCGCCAGAGCCCCAGCCUGAGCCUGGGUCAGAACAAGAGCAGGAGCCAGAACAGGCAGUAAUAGUCCAUGAGGGCCAAGAGUCAGGGUCCGAGGAGGAUCCAGUGCGAGGCGAAGGUUCGAGUCUAGAUGAAAAUGCUGAUCCCAGCGACAGCUCUGAUCCUAAAGCAGAUUUAGACCCCGAAGACGGCUCAGAAGCAGCACACCCCCGAACGCCAACCCCACCACCUCCUCCUCCCCAAACGCCGCCAGUCCGCCUCUCUCCCUCGUCUCCCGCGUCUCGCUUGGAUCCAUUUGACUACGAGGACACGCCUCCCCCAGCACUACCCGUGCUUUCUUCCCCCCAACUCCCACACACUCCUCCCCGACCUGCGAUCGUUGUCAAUCCUCCCCUUGAAGCCAUUUCCCCACAACACUUUUUGGUCUCCGCUGGGUAUGUAGCAGGGGGGUGGUCUGGCGGGUUUGCCGCCGCAGAAGGGCAGCAGCCGGCGCCUCAACCAAUUCCGGUUGCUGAUAAUAAUGAGAACGGGGGAGAUGAGGUAGAGUGGCAGCACCCUCAUGAUGUGGUGGAGUGGCAGUACCCUAAUGAUGUGGAAGAGUGGCAACAUCCCGAUGAAGAAGGAGAGGAGCCACACCCCAGUGGAAAGCAAGAGGAGCAACGCUCUGAUGAAGAGAGUGAAGAUGCAGUUACACGUUUCGGGGAAGAGCCGUCCGACAGUUCGUCGUCCUCGUCAUCGGAUGAAGAUGCAGCUCCUGCGCAUGACCGAGGAGAAAGGCCGGACAGUUCGUCGUCUUCGUCGUCCUCGUCUUCGUCUUCGUCGUCAUCAGAUGGUAGCGAUGCCGACGGAGAGGGCCGUGGUAAUGAUGAGGAACGACGCGACUCCCCAGAUCCGGAUGGCAACGAAGAUCAGGCCAACAACGGUGAACGGCACUUCAAUGAUAGUGACGAGGAUCUGUUCGGCGAAGGAGCAAGUAGCGAAGGUGACCGCGGCGAAGCAAACGUCGGUUUGGACCAGCCACAUGAUGAGGAUGAGCAAGAGUUGCCAGAGUUGCCGCCGUCGAAUAAUCAACCAGAUGAACCUGCUCCAGCCGGUGAGGAGCCCAGAUCAACAAGUUCGCUUCCUGAUUUCGAUGACGAACAGUGGGAAGCAGAUGAACGGGAACUGCAGCGGCGUAAUCAAAGAAAUAAUCCACUCCCCUGGUAUGAGAGAGGCCACGCCGUACAGCGCCACCCCCUGGGCGACCUCGCAAUACUGCCCGAACGCCUCCAGGGCCACGACUCUGUCGAAAGAAACGCCAUUAACUGGACCAGGCCUUCACUCGACUUUGGCGCUUAUAGCCGUGCACCAUCAUUGCCGUCAGACUGGUCUUCCGAAGAAGACUGGGACUAUCCAGAAGAAGAAGAAGAAGAAGGGUCGAGCAAAUCUUCAUGCACCGGCUCGUCAACAUCAAGGUCUGGAGGCUCGUCCGAUAGUGACGACGAGCUUCCUCCCGUUGCCAUGCCAGUGAAUGGUACGAAGGUUAGCUCCCAAGGUUCGUCACAAGGACGAAGCUCGCCCAGUCAACAGCAAGAAACUCCCCUUUCUUCCCCGCCGCCUCGGCUACCACCUACCCCUUGUCCUUCUUCACCCAAGAGAAAUCGCAAAGUAAAGCCCGUUCCGUCUCCCCUGAAACUCGCGUACACUUCCGAUGGGACCAGCGUCAGCAGCCGCGAUCUCGAACUCGACAUGGCUGCCCGAACAGCCCGCUCAAAUGCGCCUCCUCCAUCGGCUGGCAUCACAACAGCCACUACGAACACCAACUUAGGUCAACAACCGCCCACAACCCCUAAAAAAUUUUCCGCUAGCAAGCCCUCUAUGCGCCGCAACAGCGCCGGCCCCUUCCAACAAAGUGAAUACCCCUCCACCACCGUCUUCCGGGAAGACUUCACCUUUGUCCCUCGCGACGGCCGUCUUUCCGCACCCGGCAGCGUUUCCGGCGAUGAUGGUACUUAUACCCUGCCCGACUACACUGGGCAAGGCGACCAGGACAUCAGCCCGAAAACCAAGAACCCACCCAAGGUUUCUCAGACGGGCCACGCAGCCCCAGGCACUCGCGAGGCGAGGGUGCAAGUCGGUGGUAAGGGAUUCCCGCAGGUGCACAAAGACAAGGGAGUAAAGGUUGUUGAUCCGGGCGAUGCGGAGUGUUCGAGCGAGGAAGAGGAGGAGGAAGAUGAAGAAGAAGACGAGGAGGAGAGGAAGAGCCCGAAGAGGAAGCCACACCAUCGUCGUUCAGGAAUUUACUGUCCCGCGUUUUCGACGGAGAGAUACCUGCAGGACCAGAAGCAGCAGAAGGAGCGAGAGCGACAAGAGGAGGAGAGAGGAGCGUAUUACCAAUACAACCCCAGGUACGACGAGGGAUACACUGGCGGCCUCACUGGCAGUGCCGUGCCUCGGUGGAUGAGCGCGGAGCAGGAUACUUUAAAUCCCACAUCAUGGAUCAGCACAGCAUCGACUGAGAGCUCCCUCGCUAAAACCUCCGCGUCUUCUGGCGCAAAACGAAGCAUAUCCUCCAUCACGGAUUAUGACGAUGAUUCCGACGAGUCCAGCGGCAGCUUGGCAAAGCGACACUGCUCAUCUCCUCCUGUUUCUCCGAAACGACCACGCUCUUUUGACGAAGACGAUGACGAGGGAAAUCGUUCCAGUAAGCGACUUCGUAUGGAGCUACCGGCUUUAGAAAAGGGCGACGGGCAACAGAGCUUGGGCGCCAAGGUCGUGGGCAUCGUCAGUCAGCAAACAGAUGCAGUACACCAGGAAGAGCAGACACGGUACGACCCAGCGAUGAUUGAGAACGAGGAAUACGAUCCAAGGACAGUUGGACUACCUCGAAUUCAUGGAAGUCAAGGUUCGAGGUCUUCAGCGAGUAGUGUCGCUGGGACGGCCCAAAGCUGGCGUGGAUCGACGGAGUAUGACCCGGCAGAUGAAAGGGAGGAGGAAGAGUAUGACCCUCAGCAUCCACGAGGUUAA
Neurospora tetrasperma FGSC 2508 is the source of this 3452-nucleotide messenger RNA. RefSeq lists its product as uncharacterized. The transcript has a single exon. The record is from RefSeq and is a predicted model, not a curated record. The coding region runs from base 126 to 3452 and encodes 1108 amino acids. NCBI's taxonomy places the organism in Eukaryota, Fungi, Ascomycota, Sordariomycetes, Sordariales, Sordariaceae.